AUGUCCACCUUCGGUAGAUUGUUCAAAGUCACUACAUAUGGUGAAUCACACUGUAAAAGUGUGGGUUGUAUUGUUGAUGGUGUUCCACCGGGACUAACCCUGGAAGAGAAGGAUAUCCAACCGCAAUUGACCAGAAGAAGACCUGGCCAGUCUGCGCUUUCUACUCCAAGAAAUGAGAAGGACCGUGUAGAGAUUCAAUCCGGUACUGAGUUCGGUAAGACUCUGGGUACUCCCAUCGCUAUGAUUGUUAGAAACGAGGAUCACAAGCCAAAGGAUUACUCUGAGAUGGACAACUACCCAAGACCAUCCCACGCCGAUUUCACAUACUCCGAAAAGUACGGAAUCAAGGCCUCAUCUGGUGGUGGUAGAGCAUCCGCUAGAGAAACUAUCGGCAGAGUCGCCGCUGGUGCCAUCGCUGAGAAGUUCCUGCAUUACGUCUCUGAAGUAGAAAUUGUCGCAUUUGUCACACAAAUUGGAAGCAUAAAGAUGAACCGUGACCCAUUCGAUCCAGCUUUCCACCAACUACUAAACACCAUUACUAGGGAACAAGUGGAUUCCAUGGGGCCUAUAAGAUGCCCAGACGCCUCUGUGGCCGACCUGAUGGUAAAAGAAAUUGAAAAGCACAGAGACGCUAAGGACUCCAUCGGUGGUGUGGUUACCUGUGUUGUUAGAAACCUACCAACUGGUCUAGGUGAACCAUGUUUCGACAAACUAGAGGCCUUACUAGCACAUGCUAUGCUAUCUAUUCCUGCCUCCAAGGGUUUCGAAAUCGGUUCAGGUUUCGAAGGUGUUAGCGUGCCUGGUUCCAAGCACAACGAUCCAUUCUACUUUGACAAAGAUUCCGGCAAAUUGAGAACCAAGACCAACAACUCCGGUGGUGUGCAAGGUGGUAUUUCCAACGGUGAAAACAUUUACUUCUCUGUUCCUUUCAAAUCUGUUGCUACAAUCUCUCAGGAACAGAAGACUGCCACUUACGACGGUGAAGAAGGUGUUUUGGCUGCUAAAGGUAGACACGAUCCAGCAGUCACCCCAAGAGCCAUCCCAAUUGUGGAAGCCAUGACUGCACUAGUUCUAGCCGACGCGGUGUUGAUACAGAAGGCUAGAGAAUACUCAAAAAAUGUUGUUCGCUAA
Nakaseomyces glabratus is the source of this 1131-nucleotide messenger RNA. RefSeq names its product bifunctional chorismate synthase/riboflavin reductase [NAD(P)H] ARO2 (gene ARO2). Gene Ontology annotation, biological process: aromatic amino acid biosynthetic process; chorismate biosynthetic process. Gene Ontology annotation, molecular function: FMN binding; chorismate synthase activity. Gene Ontology annotation, cellular component: cytosol. The record is from RefSeq and is a predicted model, not a curated record. NCBI's taxonomy places the organism in Eukaryota, Fungi, Ascomycota, Saccharomycetes, Saccharomycetales, Saccharomycetaceae.